CCCCAUCCACAGGCUCUUUGUUUGUUGGAAUCUUUCCGUUCCAUUCCUCUUUCGCUCUAGAGUUCUAUAUCCUGUGAGGGGGGCUUGUUUCUUGGUACAAGGAAGUGUCAUGUCUUUCAAAGGAUAACAACACCCUUUUUAUCUUCUUCUUAUUCUGCUACUUCUUCUUCUUUCUUCUUGUGUUGUUAGUCAUGAGCUGCGUUCUUCUCUGUCAUCGCUGUUGUACACCCACCUAAUUUUGGUCACUGAUAUCUCUCCUACAAUCACUGCUUCGUCUUCUAGUUUUGUGAAAUAGUGGUCGCAUUUAGCGUGAUUUUGCACUUGCAUUUGCUUCUGCGGUUUCUGAACAGUAGUUAGCCAUUCUUUCCAAGUAAAACCCUCUUUUUUUUUUUUUUUUGUACUGAAUUUUCUGGGGAUACGUAUAAAAGGAGUUGAGAAUUCGAGUGACAUGUAGUCGCUUCAAUUCCAUUUUCUUUUUCUUUUUUUUUCGAUUCUUAUCCUCAUCAAAUCUAUUUGUUCCUCGCUUUGCAUCAAACUGAUUCAUACCCGUCGACAAAAGACGAUAUGGAACUGCGCUGGAUCUUUUGCUUCUUUCUUCUGGCAUCCUCACUGUAUGGUCAUGUCUCCGGCAAGGAAUGCACCAACAUUCCUACUCAAUUAUCCUCUCACACGGUUCGUGCUCAGCUUAUGUCCACCACCAACCAAACUUGGAAGGCGCAGAUGCUCUCUUAUUACCACCUAAACCCUACCGAUGAGUCGGCAUGGAUGGAUUUGCGACCAAGAAAGCUACGGAACAAGGAGGCUCCGAUGGAGGAGUUUGACUGGCUGAUGCUCUACCGAAGCAUGAAGGGUUUCGGUGGGGCUAAUAUGCGGCAGCAAGGAAGAAAUUUCCUUGAUGAAGUGUCUCUCCAUGAUGUCCGCCUCGACCCGGAUUCCAUGUAUGGACGAGCCAAGCAGACUAAUCUGGAGUACCUGUUACUUCUUGAUGUCGACCGACUGGUUUGGAACUUUAGGCAUCAAGCUGGUCUUCCAGCUCCUGGUGAACCUUAUGGAGGAUGGGAGGGGCCAAAUGUGGAGCUUAGAGGUCAUUUCGUGGGCCACUACAUGAGUGCCUCUGCUCAGAUGUGGGCUAGUUCACAUAGUCAAACCCUAUAUGAAAAAAUGUCAUCAGUAGUUGAUGCACUUUAUGACUGCCAGAAGAAAGUAGGCACAGGAUAUCUUUCUGCUUUUCCUCCUGAAUUUUUUGAUCGCUUUGAAGCCAUAAAAAGUGUUUGGGCUCCAUACUACACCAUUCAUAAGAUCAUGGCUGGCCUUCUUGAUCAAUAUAUAUUAGCUAGCAAUGUCAAAGCAUUGCAAAUGGUGGUGGGGAUGGCUGAUUACUUUGGCAACCGUGUUAAGAAUGUCAUACUCAAAUACAGUAUAGAAAGACAUUGGACGUCCCUCAAUGAAGAAACUGGUGGCAUGAAUGAUGUUCUUUACAGGCUGUACAGUAUUACGAACGAUCCAAAGCAUGUGGUAUUGGCUCAUCUUUUUGACAAACCAUGUUUUCUUGGUUUGCUUGCAGUGCAGGCCGAUAGCCUUUCUGGUUUCCAUUCAAAUACACAUAUCCCAGUUGUUAUAGGAGCACAAAUGCGAUAUGAGAUCACGGGUGAUCCACUUUACAAGGAGAUUGGUGCAUUCUUUAUGGACAUCGUGAAUUCUUCCCACAGCUAUGCAACAGGAGGAACCUCUGUCAGUGAAUUCUGGUCUGACCCAAAACGUCUGGCAGAUACACUAAGCACAGAAAACGAAGAAUCUUGUACAACUUACAACAUGCUUAAGGUAUCUCGAAACUUAUUUAGAUGGACGAAGGAGAUGGCUUAUGCUGAUUAUUAUGAGAGAACAUUGAUGAAUGGUGUGCUAAGCAUUCAAAGAGGAAGGGAGCCUGGGGUGAUGAUUUACAUGCUUCCGCAGGGCCCUGGACAGUCAAAGGCAAGGAGCUACCAUGGGUGGGGAACAAAGUUUGAUUCAUUUUGGUGUUGUUAUGGAACAGGAAUAGAAUCAUUUUCAAAACUUGGAGAUUCUAUUUAUUUUGAGGAGAAAGGGACUACACCAAGCCUUUAUAUAAUACAGUAUAUAUCAAGUUCUUUUAAUUGGAGGUCUGCAGGGGUUGUACUCAGUCAGAAGACAAAAUCUGUUUAUUCAUUUGACCCUCAUCUCCAAAUUUCGAUAAGAAUCUUGACUAACCAGUCAACUAGUCAAUCUUCAACUUUGAACCUGCGGAUGCCAUCUUGGACAUCUUUAGAUGGUGCAAAUGUGACUCUGAAUGAUCAAAACCUGCCACUUCCAUCUCCUGGAAACUUCCUGUGUGUUGCCAGAAAUUGGACUUCAAAUGACAACUUGACCCUUGCGCUGCCUCUCAAAUUAAGGACGGAACCCAUAAAAGAUGAUCGGCCGGAAUACGGUUCUCUGCAGGCAGUUCUUUUUGGUCCUUACCUUCUUGCAGGCCUCACCAGUGGAGAGUGGGACAUAAAAACAUGGAAUUCCAGCUCCAUCGCGGAUUGGAUCACUGCGGUUCCAGCCUCGUAUAAUGGUCAGCUGGUGUCCCUCAUCCAGGAGGCCAACGGGAAGAUUUUGGUCUUCUCCAACUCGAACGGUUCGAUAACGAUGGAGGAGUGGCCGGCGGAAGGGACGAAUUCAGCCGUCCAUGCCACGUUCAGAGUCAUCUUCCAAGACUCUAAUCGCCCGCAUUUCCUAGCUACCAAGAAGAUGAAGACGGCGACGGCAACGGCGACGGCUCAGAAUGAUGCGACAUUGGAGCCGUUUGAUCUUCCGGGGAUGGUGGUGGCGCAUCAAGGGCCGAGCAAUGGCCUCGCAGUCUCAACUGCUGCUACCGCAGAUUCUAUAUUCAGUGUGGUCCAAGGGUUGGAUGGGAGACAGGACACGGUGUCCUUGGAGUCGAGCAGUCAGCGAGGGUGCUUCGUGUCCGGUGGAGUCGAUUACUCUGCCGGAACCAAGGUUCGACUCAUCUGCUCCUCGAACUCGGACGUGGCGUUCCGGCGGGCGGUCAGUUUCACUCCUGUUUCCGGGUUAAAGCAGUACAAUCCCAUCAGCUUCGUGGCAAAGGGAGCGAAGCAGAACUUUGUGCUGGAGCCAUUGUUGAGCUUGAGAGACGAGACAUACACCGUCUACUUCAACGUCGGAGCUUGAAACUCCAAGGCAUGUUCAAUAAGAAGAGCAACAUCAGGGGGUUCAUGCUCGUCCUCCAUGUACCUCUAAUUCGCACCGUUGAUAGCGUUAUUCUGGACAAAGAGGGGUACCAUAAGAUCCACUGGAACUAAGCCUAAUGUUUUGGAGUCAUUAUUGGGUUGAAGAAUAAGAACAGGAAUUGGGAACUCCGACUCCAGCA
Messenger RNA from Musa acuminata AAA Group (dessert banana), 3388 nucleotides. RefSeq lists its product as uncharacterized. The transcript is spliced from 12 exons. The coding region runs from base 565 to 3189 and encodes 874 amino acids. Gene Ontology annotation, molecular function: alpha-L-arabinofuranosidase activity. Lineage: Eukaryota; Viridiplantae; Streptophyta; Magnoliopsida; Zingiberales; Musaceae. Gene Ontology annotation, biological process: L-arabinose metabolic process. The record is from RefSeq and is a predicted model, not a curated record.